UGUCAUUAUUCGGCUAUUUGUUGACGCGUCAUAAUCGCUCGUAGACAAAAACGAAUAUUAUUUUGUACUUAACCAAAUAGUAAGAAGCAGCAUUUAAGGCAGACAAAUUUCGCUAAAAUAACCUUUGGUGGAAAUUAGAAUAAUUAAAUAAGUGUACAAUGGCGCCAUCACAAAAGGGUAAACAAGGCACAAAAGGAGCGAAGCAGAUUGUGGAGGAAAAUAAGGCCACUUUGAAGUUUUAUAGGAAUAUGGCAAUAGGUAGUACUGCUGGUAACGUUUUAAUAAAUCUGAUAUUUUUUGGUCUGAGCAAAGUAACUGUGAUUAUGGGCAUCAUAGCCGUGUUGUCGUUAGCUGCCGCCGUUCAGUUUAUGGUUUUCAUGUCGCGACCAAAGUACUCUGAAACGGGCGCUAUUCUUGAUUCCGGUAACGAUUUGAAUAUGGAAGGUGGAAUUGCAGAAAAUGUUAAGGAUCUAAUCAUUCUGACAGCAGGUUCGCUUUUGCUUUCCCUGUUGUCGAAUUACUUUUGGUUCCUCUUACUCUUGGCACCACUGCGUGCGUUCUGGAUGUUGUGGGGUAGUGUGAUACAGCCUUGGUUAUCACAACGCAACGCUGCUGUCGAGGAACCUGAAUUGGACGAAAAGAAACAACGUAAACUCGAACGUAAAAUGCGUCGUAUGAGAUGAAUAUGCUGAGGUUAAAGAUCAGCAAUAUAAAACAGUGCCCAAUGAGCCUUGAAGUCAAGAAUGCGGCUAAAUGUAUUGCGAAUGCCGAUUAUGCCUGUAAUACAGAUGCUGUUCAUCAGAUAUUAAGUGGUCUAACAGUUAAUAUUUAAUUUGGUUAUUUGCCUUUCUGUAUUUGGUUCUCGUCUAUGUUGCAGCAGAUUAAUUCUAGUUACCAAUUUUGUUUGUGGUGUGUUUUGGUAGAAAAUAGUUUUUUAUAAGUAUUUAUAAGCAGUCGAUUUUUAAAAUAAGAAACAUUAAAUAAGAAGAAUUUAAAACAAACUA
Molecule: messenger RNA, 1004 nt
Organism: Anastrepha ludens (Mexican fruit fly)
Lineage: Eukaryota; Metazoa; Arthropoda; Insecta; Diptera; Tephritidae
Product: transmembrane protein 208
Exons: 4
Coding region: 159-683 (174 amino acids)
Biological process (GO): vacuolar protein processing
Cellular component (GO): intracellular membrane-bounded organelle
Source: RefSeq, a predicted model, not a curated record